Messenger RNA from Acanthopagrus latus (yellowfin seabream), 7056 nucleotides. Its product is annotated as FYVE and coiled-coil domain-containing protein 1-like. Gene Ontology annotation, cellular component: lysosome; late endosome; autophagosome. NCBI's taxonomy places the organism in Eukaryota, Metazoa, Chordata, Actinopteri, Spariformes, Sparidae. Gene Ontology annotation, molecular function: metal ion binding. Gene Ontology annotation, biological process: positive regulation of autophagosome maturation; plus-end-directed vesicle transport along microtubule. Bases 56 to 4639 code for a protein of 1527 amino acids. The transcript is spliced from 18 exons. The record is from RefSeq and is a predicted model, not a curated record.
AAAUUUAAGUGUUUAGCUUUGUUUACAACCAAACUGCCACGGUGUUGUAACAUUAAUGUCCAGUAAAUAUGACCGGGAGACGAGGAGCUGGGAGCAGGUGCAUGUCCGACAGCUCUCGCCAGCUUUGACAAAUCGGAUGUUUAUGUCACGAAUCUUCAGCCUAUACUGCCCUCAGCCCACAAUGGCCUCGUCCUCAUCAGUUGGAGAUAAUCAACUGCAGAGGAUAAUCAGAGAUCUGCAUGAUGCUGUGUUGGAGCUGAGUAAAGAACACAAGGAGUGUGGUGAACCUAUAACGGAUGACAGUGGCAACCUGCACAAGUUCUUCUAUAAGCUGGAGUACCUGCUGCAGUUUGACCAGAAAGAGAAGACAACCUUCCUUGGCCAGAGGAAAGACUACUGGGAUUACUUCUGCGACUGCCUGAUUAAGAUCAAGGGAGCUAACGAUGGCAUCCGUUUUGUUAAGUCCAUCCCUGAGUUGAAGACAUCACUGGGGAAAGGACGGGCCUUCAUCCGCUACUCACUCGUUCACCAGCGUCUUGCUGACACACUGCAGCAGUGUCUUAUAAACCAGAAGGUCACAAGUGACUGGUAUUAUGCCCGGAGUCCUUUGCUCAAGUCUCACCUCACUGCUGACAUAAUCAACCAUCUCUAUGAGCUCAACCAGAUCCAAUUUGAUGUGGCGGCCAGAGGUUAUGACCUCGAUGCGGACUGGCCAAACUUUGCGAGGCGAACGUUAGGGCCGGCGUCAUCAGCUUUCCUGUGGAAGCCUCCCAGUCGCUGCUCCAGCAUCAACAGUCUCGUUAGCAGCUACUCACAUUCACAGGCGCACGAGUUUCUCCCAAUCCCCGACUUGAGUCACAGUCUCCUUGGUGACCUGGGGGAACUGGGGGAACCUUCUCCUUGCAACAUCGCAGAGAACCUCCGCAUUGAGCUCGAUCAGUCCGAGCUGAGACAGCAGGAACUGCUGGAACGGGUUCAGGAAUUAGGCAAAGAGGCUGCUGAGCUGAAAGGCGUGGUUAAAGACCUUCAAGGGCAGCUAUUAGCAGCUCAGAAGUCCUCUAGCCUCUCAGUGUCUACAGCAGCCAACCAAGAAACAGACAAUCAGGAGAGUGCAAAUCACCUUCAAACCAGUCGGGAAGCAAUAAACAGUGAACUUCAGGACAAACUCACAGCUGCUGAGAACAAAAAUAUGGAGCUUCUCUCCAAGUUGGAUGAGGCACUUAACGAAAAGGGACAACAAACGGCGAGCUACUGCGACUCAGCUUGGAAAAUCCAGGAACUCCUGGAUAAACUCAAAACAGCAGAGGAGGAGAGGCUGGAGGCAAAGAGAGAGGCUGAGGACAGGACCAGGAACUCUGAGCGUCUGUCCCAGGAGCUAAAACUCAGGGAAGAAGAGUUGAGGAACAGCGAGGAGAAGCUUGUCGAGGUAAAAGCCGGAGCCCAUGUUGAACGCGAGGAGGCACUCAAACGUCUUGAGGAGCUCCAAAGUGCAGUCAGCCGCAUUCAGGGGGCGCUGACUUUAAAAGAGAAGGAGACGGGGAACUUGAGAGCCCAGCUUCAGAAUCUCCAGGCGUCGCUGGAAUGCAGAGAACGGCAGGCGGAGGAGCUGAGGAAAAGACUUCAGGAGGAGAGGGACGAGGAAAAGCAGAGAUGGAGCAUGAGCAGUAGUCAGAACGAGGAACUUGAGAGCCAACUCCUCGAUAUAAGAAAAACUCUAAAAAACAGAGAGAAAGAGCUUGCUGUAAGUUCAGAGAGAAUUAAGCAUUUAGAGGAGCAGUUGGAGAAGCUAAACGCUGAGAAAGAAAGUCUAAGCUCCAGACUUGCUGAUAAUGAAGAUGUUUCCUGCGAUCAAACUAAGAACCUUGAAGACUAUAAAACCCAGUGCAGCAAUCUUGUGGAAAUAAACACCAAGCUACUCCAAACUAUCAAGGAGAGUGAGGAGAGUAUCACACAGCUGACUGAAAGCAGGGAAGCCCUGUUAGGCCAGCUAGCUUCUAUAAGGGCCUCAGAAAAGCACUUAAGGGGCAGAAUAGAGGCUGCAACGAUGUGUGUGGAAGAUAGGGAGAAGAAGCUUCUGGAUGAGAACCUGCAUUUGGAGGAGAGUCUCCAGAGGUCGCUCGUUCAGAACGAGGUUUCUGACGCUCAAUUAAAGAAGCUGGAGCAUGAGAACAAGGAGCUUCUCGAGGUUCAGUUGUCACUGAAGAAACAGUCAGCUACAUCUCAACAGGAAAUGGACUCGCUCACUGCCAAAGCCGCACAGUUGGACAAGAACCUCACAGUGUCCCAAAGAAGUCAAGCAGAGUUACUUGAAAAACUCCAGGAAACUGAGGCUAAACUGAGAGACCAGACGGUGAAAUGUGGACUUCUGCAAGCUAGAGCAGAGGAGCUGGAGAGCAGGACCACGGAGCUGCAUGAUGAAAAGGGAGCGGCAGAGAGCAAUGAAAAAAUGCUGAAGCUUCAUGGUGAGCAUCAGACAUCCUCAAUGGAAACCAAAGAGGCCCCAUUCAGGCUGGUUAUAGCCGAGGCUCAGCUGGAGCUCAACCUGAGGGAGGUGCACCGACUCCGGGAGGAGGUGGUGGAGCUCAGGGCCCAGCUUCUAGCAGGCGCUGAGGAGAGGAUGAAAGUUCAGGCACUGCAGGAGGUGACGGAGUCUUCCAGAGAGGACCUCCGUGUCUUAGCAGAACAACUCAAAGCCCAGGUGGAGGAGCUGAACCGCCGGCACGUGGAUGAGAUUCUCCGGUCCCGGGAGCGAGAGGAGGCUCUCAUCCGGGAGCGAGAUGGCGAGGCUCAGGCUCGAGCAGGUCUGGCUGCGGAGGUGACGGCCUCUAGAGAGGAGCUCAAUAAACUAAAGCAGCGUUAUGAAGCCUUGUGUAUGGAAAACACUGAGUCCAGGGAGGCACUUCAUAGAGCCAACACCGAAACAGCUGAACUCGGUGUACAGUUGUGUAUGCUAAAUGCUGAGAAAGAAGAGGCUCGACUCCGCUGGGAGGGCCUGUCGACAAGGCUGCAAGAGCUGGAGGAGGAGGCGACCGAGGAGGCUGAAAGGCUGAAUACCUGCAUAGAGCAGCUACGUCAAGAAAACCAGCGACUGCUUGAUCAGCUCCAAAACGAUGAGAGAUUGUUGGUAACAAGGCAGGAGCUGCAGCAGGAGCUGAGCAAGGCCCAGCAGGAGGCUGAAGCUGUGCAGGAGACAAACAAGGAGGAGAUUCAGGCACUGCGCUUCCAGCUCAGCAGCCAAGCCAUGAGCCAAGGCAGCCAGCUUCAGACUGUGCAGCAAGAGUUACACGAAGUGAAACUGCAGCUGACGACUGAGCAGGAGAAAGCAGUUGACCUGGAGAUCAAACUCAAACAGCUGGAGGCUGAGAACCAGAGAUAUUGCCAACAGAUUGAGGAGAAAAACAUCCAGAUGGCCGAGUCUGAAAAUCUCAUCCAGCAGAAAGAAGACGAGAUAAUCCAUCUGAAAGAGAAUUUAUCAAGGUCUGAGGAUGGUCUAACGGUGGCUCAGCGGGCCUGUCAGGAGAUGAGUGAAAAUCUGCGGAGGGUCACGCAGGACAAACAGAACAUUGAUCUUCGGACAGCUGCUGAACUUGAUGAUCUUUACCGUACCAAAAUCAAUUUGGAAGAAAGGCUUGUUGAACUCAUCAGGGAGAAAGAUGCACUGUGGCAGAAGACAGAUGCUCUGGAGUUUGAGCAGAAACUACGGGACGAGGAGACGGAGAGGGACGUCAACUAUUGUCUGGGCUGUCACAGCCAGUUCAGCUGGUGGCUCCGCAAGUACACCUGCAGACUGUGUGGGCGUCCCUUCUGCUACUACUGCUGCAGUAACACAGUCAGCACCCAGCAGGGCGGCAACAGAGAGCGCUGCUGCAGCGACUGUUACAACCAGCACAGUGCAGUGGUCGAGCGCCACCCACAGGAGGAAAUGACUAACAGCACUCCGGGGACGCCUUUCAGACGCUUGCUGCAGGCUGGGAGAGCUGUGACAAGUCUGUCAGGAGGUGAUGAAGGUGACAAGUUAGAAGAUGGUGUUUUUGACAUCAUCACAGAGGAGGAGGUGAGCGGGGUCUACGACAGCGACUCCCUCUCAUUUUCCACCGCUUGCUCUCCUGGACACGGACAGCAGGGGGCAGCACAGCUAAACAGCAGUGCCAGUGCAGAAAACAUCACAUCAGAAGAUACUGACGACGUGAGUUCUGCAGUGCAGGACGCAGAGAUCUGCCUGCUGAAGUCUGGAGAACUCACGCUCUCUGCUGGCUUCACGGUGGAUGACAUCUCCGCUUUUGGAGACAGCUCCCGAGAGCUCUUCAUCAAGUCCAGCUGUUACAGCACCAUCCCCAUCAUCAUGAGCGAGCCUGGUCCUACCGUCACCUGGACGUUCACCUCCGAACCGAAGAGCAUCUCCUUCAGUGUGGUCUACAGGGAGAGCACAGAGACUCCACUGGAGCAGGCCAAGGUCUUGAUCCCACUGACUCGCUGUAACUCCCACAAAGAGACCAUCCAGGGGGAACUAAAAGUCAGAAACCCCGGAGAAUACACACUCAUCUUUGACAACUCUUUCUCCAGGUUCAUCUCAAAGAAAGUGCUGUAUCAUCUGAGUCUAGACAAGCCUGUGGUCUACGAUGGAACUGACCUCCUGUGAGCGUGACGGGAAGCAGGCGUAAAACUGACUGACGAAUCCCUCUGGGUGUUUUCAGCUCACGUGCAUGGCUCGGAGUUGUCUGACGUUUAGCAUCCUCGUUGAAAGGUUACGGCAUUUCAAAGAGGUCUCUCUCAGCCAGCUGCUUAAUCACGACGUGUUGUAUAUCAGAAGACUGAACAGAGACUGAACAGAGACUGAAAAUGAUGACAGGUAACAAUCACUGUUGAAUGUUUGCAUGCGCUACCUUUUAUAAAAGCUUGACGAUGGUGUUAAGUGUAGCACUAAGGGUAUCAAACCUCACUCCUUCUGUAGGCAACUGGAGGGUUGCUGUAUAAUUGAAGAUUGAGUAUAUAUCUAGUCGGUCUUUAUAAAAAACAUCAUUAUUCUGUUGUAUUUAUUUAAUAGUGAAAUAAUUUGUAUUAUUUCUAAACGACAGUUAUUAUAAAGUGUUACUAUUGCUCCCCCACUAUAUCACUGCUUCUGUAAAGCUGCAUUUUUGCUUCAGUUCGAGGUGGAGUUGUUCAGUAAGUUGAGGUCUCAUUGUUUGCCUGGUCUCGUGAAGUUGGACUUCUGUCCCUUAAAAUGGGAAUAAUGUGCUCUCUAAAUGGUGACAAACGUGAAUUGCCACUGGGAAGGGGAAAUCCUUUAUCACGGUAUGUUUAAUUUUUUUGAUAUCAAUAUUUAUCAUGAUUUCAUGGAUUUUUCUGAAAAUCAACUGUGAAACCAUUUGUGGAUAAAAUAAGCAUUCAGACACGAAACAUAAAGGUACCUCAUCAAAUUGAUACAAAAAUAUAAUUAUAUAUUUAAAAAUAUACUGUUGCCAUAAAUCAUAUCCUGCUUAUCCAUAUUAUGCAUCACAUAUUAUGUGAUGCAUAAUGGACGGUUGUAAUUAAAAUCUCACCGUCACAGCAUCUAUCGUCAUAUCAUUCAACCCAAUUUUAUACAAAUGUUACAUGAAUGAGACAGGACUGUAAACUGAUGUUGGCAAGAAUUUUAUAGGGUAAGUUUUGUUGUUUUAGUUGCCUAGACUACUUAAAGUGUGAAAAAUGUACUCUGACCUUAACUGACUUUGUUUGACUACUGUAGCUUACAUGUAUCAUUAGAGCACUGUUCGAUGUAACUAACUCUUGAAAUCGGUGUGUUGAUAUCAUGCUGUUGUAGAAUUAGCUUUUGCUGGUGGACAAACUUGCUCCUCAUAGUAUCUAAUGUCCAAAGGAAAGUUGAGCAAAGCUCAUAUGUUACAGUAUCAUCAAGAUUGUUGCCUUUUCAGCUGUCAGAAAUUGAUUUGUUAUGUUGCAGUCGCGAUGAAGCAGGACUGUGAUAAAACCCUCACGCCGUUCCGUUUUAAUUGAUCUCCAGGAAACGUGCGUGCAGGGCGAUGAUUGCAGUAAAAGAAAGAUCAAGUUUUCUAUGCAUGUAAACACUAAGAGUGUGCACCUUUCCCCAACUUCACCUUCAGGGGUGAACGAAAGGGAACACGUAUACAAAAAUAUAAGUUCCAGUGCUUUAAAUCUUUAGUUUUUACUUCCAGCCUAACUUGAAUCAUCACUCAUGUUUUGACAAGCGAUGAUUUAGUUUAGUGAAGCCGGAUGACAUUUUGUCUUAAGAUACAUAAAGCCUUUAGAUGAUUUUUGGACAAACAAUCAUAUUAAGACUACAUUUUAUUUAUUUAGGCUUUUUUGUAGAUGUAAAGAGAUGUUUCUUCUGUUGCUGUGUGAUGUUACUAAGGAAGCUCUGCAGUGUGUCGAACAGAAACAGUUUGAUUCUCAGCAUACGGCCUUCAAAUAAUGAAAGUCCAAAAUCACUUUUGUACUUCAGGUUGUCUUAUGUGGAUUUUUUUAUUUGAGGGCUUUAAUGUUGAAAUCAACCUUUUAAUACUUAAUCACUGGUUGUUUUGUGAGUGAAUAUACUGACUUGAAUAAACUGAAACGCUGCGUUGCUAUUCAGAGAAUUUACGAAACUCCAAAAUGUCUUCCGCUAUUUUAAAACCAUGUCGUUACUUAUAUUUUGAACAUGACAGGAGGAAGAAUGUUGACACUUUUUAUACAUAUCUGAAUAAGAAGAGUGAUAUAUUGCCAAAUAUAUUGGGGAAACAUAUUUGUCUAUUUUAUUGUUUCUAUUUGAAGGCAUUGCAACAUGACUGCUGUAUGAUGCACUUUGGAAAGGGCUUUUUGUCAGUCUUUAUCCCAUGAGCCUUUGUGCCAGUUGAUGAAUGUUUUUGUUUUUUUCUUUUGAUUUGUGUCUAGUUAGUGUGUGAAUGUAGAUGUUUGGAUCUGUCAGAGGGACUCUUUGGCUCUCUGACUUAACCUGUAAAAGACUGUUGACAAAUGUUUUAUUGAAAUAUCAUUUACAUUCUAAAGAUUUAUAAUAGAAUGGAUUUAAGAUUGUGGAUAAAUAAAUGAGGAUUGUGUGAUAAC